GUCUCCCUCCCUCGUGUCCCCCACCCAUUUCGUCGGCCGCCUCUUCUUCCCCCCGCCUCGCCACCCCCGAAUUAGAAGAAGCCACGAAUCCGCCGCGCCUCGAGGUCGGCCGCCGGCCUCCCCGAGGGCGUUACCCUAGCGGCUCUCGCUCCGCCGUUGACAGGGAGCUCAGCUCCGCCGCCGCCCGGCUGCGGCGGGCGGGCGUGACCGGAGCUCCUCGCUGCCGCUGAUAAGAUCCGACGGGUUCCUAGGUCUUUUGGGGGCGGGGGGACGCCUGUCCCGCCAGGUGGUCCGGUGAGCAUGGCGGGGUCCAACUUCGGGUCGUUCAAGGGAGAAAAGGGGGAGUCAGCUGCGGCUGCCGGCGCUGCGGCGCAGAGGAGGGACCCUUACGAGGUGCUCGGGGUGGGGCGUAAUGCUACUGAGCAGGAGAUCAAGAGCGCCUUUCGCCGCAUGGCACUCAAGUACCAUCCAGAUAAGAAUGCAGACGACCCUAUAGCCUCAGAGAAGUUCCAAGAAGCUACAUUCUCUUACAACAUCCUGUCAGAUCCAGAUAAGAGGCGUCAAUAUGAUUCAUCUGGAUUUGAGGCCAUCGAAGCGGAUAGUCAGGAACUGGAGCUGGACCUAUCAAGUCUCAAUACUGUAAAUACAGUGUUCGCGGCUCUGUUUAGCAAAUUAGGUGUUCCAAUCAAGACCACUGUCUCGGCAACAGUUUUAGAGGAGGCAUUGAAUGGGUCAGUAGAGAUUUCUCAGCUUCAGCUGGGCAAGUCUGUAUGUAGGAAGGUAGAAAAGCAGACAGCUCACUUCUAUUCCGUAGACAUAACAGACAAAGAAGCCAAAAUGGGCUUAGUGUGUAGAGUUCAUUCAACUGCUAAAAGUAAAUUUAAGCUGCUGUAUUUUGAGCCUGAGGACAAUGGUGGAUUGAGCCUUGCUUUACAGGAAGAUAGUGCAAAGACUGGGAAAGUUACUUCUGCAGGGAUGUUCUUUCUAGGUUUUCCUGUGUAUCGAUUUGAACAGAACAAUUCGGCUGCUGCUGCAAAGGAUCCUGACAGCGCAUUCUUUAAAAGAUUAGAUGGCUUUCAACCAUGUGAAGUAAAUGAACUGAAAGCAGGAACUCACUAUUUUGCUGUCUAUGGUGAUAAUUUCUUCAAAAGUGCGAGUUAUACUAUAGAGGUUGUAUGUGCUGAACCCUUUUCUGCUGAAAAGGAGAGGCUACGAAGUGUGGAGGCAAAGAUAAUUGCAAAACGAUCUGAGCUGUCAAAAUUUGAGUCUGAGUAUAGGGAGGUUUUGGCAAAGUUCACUGAGAUGACCAGUAGAUAUGCUCAAGAAAUGCAAACGAUCGAUGAUCUUCUAAAGGAAAGGAAUGCAAUUCACGCAUCCUACACCAACAACCCAACUCUUCAACUGAGUUCCAGUAGCAGCAAAGGGAAAUCACCAUCUAAAGGGUCCAAACGUGAGGAUGAUCAAACUGUAAAGAAGGAAAAGAAAUCGAAGAGCCAGCCUAUGCCUAUGGAUGGAUCUAGAGGCGAUGACGAGGGUACAAAAAAUAAGAAGGAAAAGAAACCUAAAGAUCGGAUUCGCAGGAAGAAGUGGUUCAACAUUCAUUUGAAAGUGGAUAAGAGAAGGCCCUGCUGAGAACUGAAGCAUGAAGGAAUCUUCAUUUGAUCUCUGGAAAGAUGCAGCAUUGCUUUUUGUCGAUUAUUACCGUGAUCGUACCAUUUUGUUUCCUGAAAAGUCAGGCGCAUCGCCAGUUUCAGAAAUGAUGUAAAGAAAUGUACUACGUAGUUUGGGGACCCUUACUGUUAGCGGACACUGUUCUCUGUCAGUCUCAAGUUAGAUGGUUGCUGAUGAAUGUACACAAGAGGUCUUAGUAGUGUGUGAUGUUGUACACUGUGGCCAGAAUCCAAUUCAGAUUCAUUCGAUUUGUUUUA
This is a messenger RNA of Panicum hallii, 1928 nucleotides long. Its product is annotated as chaperone protein dnaJ 16-like. Lineage: Eukaryota; Viridiplantae; Streptophyta; Magnoliopsida; Poales; Poaceae. Bases 301 to 1632 code for a protein of 443 amino acids. The transcript has 12 exons. The record is from RefSeq and is a predicted model, not a curated record.